UAGACGAAGAAAUGCAUGUGUAACAAGUGCAUCAAGAGUCAGUACGGCAAGAGCUAUCGCAUAGAUUGGAUUGAUCUGAUUCUUGGAGUCCAACUCAGGCUUGUUUAACAGGUGGUCGAAGAGCGCAAGCAAUAGGAUAACAAAUUUGUUACAGGAAAUGAAUCAAUCAUUCAAAUAUGCAACAGCUAGCGAGACAGGACUCGAUGGGCCUGAUCAAGUACUGGCUACAGACGUGGACACCACAUGCGAAGCCAACGGCAGAAUUCGGAUAAAGUUAGACAAUAAUGGAUGCAAUUCAUUUCCACCUGCAUCAAUCCCUGGCACUUUCACAAAAACAGCAAAACGUUUUCCUAAUAAUGUAGCGUUAGUGUCUAGACCUGACGUCAAUGGCGAAAGAACCACAUAUACUUAUCAACAAUGCGAACAAAUUGUGAGAACCGUCGCUAAAGCAUUUCUGAAAUUAGGUUUGGAGAGAUAUCAUAGCGUCUGCAUAAUGGGAUUCAACUGCCCGCAAUGGUUUUUCGCCGAUCUCGCGGCCAUGUAUGCCGGUGGAAUCGGUACAGGAAUAUAUACCACGAAUUCUCCAGAAGCGUGCCAGUAUUGCGCGCAUCACUCUCGGGCAAAUAUAAUACUGGUUGAAGAUGAGAAACAAUUGCAAAAGAUCUUACAAAUAAAACAGAAUUUGCCCUAUUUGAAGGCGGUCAUUCAAUUUGAGGGUAAACCUAAAGAAAAGGAUGUCUUGAGUUGGGACGAUUUAUUGGAAAUAGGUAAAAGAGAAACAGAUAAUGAAUUAACAUCUGUCUUAAAAACAAUUGGAGCGAAUGAAUGUUGCAGUAUUGUGUACACGUCGGGAACAGUUGGAAAUCCAAAGGCCGUAAUGUUAAGCCAUGACAAUAUGCUGCAUGAUGCACGGAUGUUGCUCGAAACGACAAAAGUUGCCGAAGGAUCAGAGACCAUGGUUAGCUAUUUGCCAUUGUCUCACGUCGCGGCAAUGUUAACUGACAUUAUGAUGCCCCUAGUCACAGGCGGCACAAUAUAUUUUGCGGACAAGAACGCGCUGAAGGGUUCACUGGUGGAAACGCUGAUCGUGGCGAAGCCGACUAUUUUUUUGGGGGUGCCCAGAGUGUGGGAGAAGAUAUACGAAAAAAUGCAAGAAAAGGCGCGCAGCAACGGCGUAAUAAAAACCUGGAUAGCCAACUGGGCGAAGGCGCAAGGUCUUUAUUAUUACACAAAUAAAAUAAACGGCGUAGAUUACAAACACUGGGGCUAUACUCUCGCAAAGUGGCUCGUUUUCGACAAGGUAAAGGCAGCAUUGGGUCUAAGUAAAUGCCGGUUAUGCAUUACUGGAGCAGCACCCCUACAUACCGACGUCAAAAAGUAUUUUAUGAGUUUGGAUAUACCUCUACUCGAAGUGUAUGGAAUGUCUGAAGCCGCUGGCGCCCAUACACUUAGCUAUAAACAAUACAAUUUUAAUACUGUAGGACUUUCUUUACCCGGGGCGUAUACAAAAUUGGAUAAUAUAGAUGAAAAUGGCGAAGGAGAGAUCUGUAUGAGUGGACGACACAUUUUUAUGGGUUACUUAACUGAUCCGGAGAAAACUGCCGAGACAAAAGACAAAAACGGCUGGUUACAUAGCGGUGAUCUAGGCAAACUGGAUUCGAACGGAUGUCUGUCUGUUACCGGCAGAAUAAAAGAACUUAUAAUCACGAGUGGAGGAGAAAAUAUAGCGCCACACAAUGUAGAACAGGCAAUAUUGUCAGAGUUGCCAGUGUUAAGUAACGUCAUGUUAAUUGGAGAUAACAGAAAAUUUUUGACGGUUCUUGUUACACUCAAGAGUGAUAUGAGUAUCGAUACUGGCGAACCUUUAGAUACACUGAAUCCAGACGUGUUACAAUGGGCAAAAUCUAUUGGCAGUAAGGCCACAACUGUUACAGAAGUUAUUAAUUCUCGCGAUCCGCUCAUAUAUGAGAAAAUUGAUAAAGCAAUUCAAAGAGCAAAUGUACUCUCUAUAAGUAAUGCCCAAAAAGUACAGAAAUUCGAAAUCCUUCCUCAUGACUUUUCAGUUCCUACUGGCGAGUUAGGACCCACGUUAAAGCUGAAAAGGAACGUUGUCUACAAGAUGUAUACUGAUUUAAUAGAUAAAAUGUACGAAUAAAAUUCACGCGUCAUAUGUGAGAAAAUUUGGAUAAUUUGGACAAAGAAUUUAGAUAAUUAAAUAAUCAAAUUUGGAUAAAAAAGCUAAAUGUAUUGCAAUAUAUGCAACAAUAUGGGAAUACAUUUUAUAGUAACACAAAGUAGUACGCGGGAUAUUUCAUAUUUCAUAUUCUCAAACCGAUAUGUACUUGCACUUAAAUAUCUCUUUUUUUAUUCAAAGUGUUGUAGUUCAGCAACAAUUAAAUUACAUUUAAUUAAAAUUUCUCGUAUACAUAUUUGUAUUUAACACGGUACUUAACACGGUGCAGGGAGAAUUGUUUAUUUUAUACGUCGAAAGUACAGCAAAUCACGUGAUAUAAUUCUAAGUACAAAGUUGCAACUCCAGACUAACUUAUACAAGUACAAAUCUUUUUCUAGACAAUAAAUAAAGAUAUUUUUUCCAUUUGUACUAAAGCUUCACUUAAGCUCGUAGUUAAUAACAUGAUAAAAAAGGAAAAUUACAUCACACAAACUUGAUAUACUAUUUUUGUAAUAUUUUUGCACGAUAAUACUUAAAAAAUAAUAAAAAA
Molecule: messenger RNA, 2723 nt
Organism: Ooceraea biroi (clonal raider ant)
Lineage: Eukaryota; Metazoa; Arthropoda; Insecta; Hymenoptera; Formicidae
Gene: bgm
Product: acyl-CoA synthetase bubblegum family member 1
Cellular component (GO): endoplasmic reticulum; membrane
Molecular function (GO): long-chain fatty acid-CoA ligase activity
Source: RefSeq, a predicted model, not a curated record